GUGAAACAAAAAUGCUUGUGUCAACCAAAACACUAAUUGAAGGUCAGAGGUUGUCAUUUGUGAAUGAUCUUACAGUGACCCAGGAUGGGAGGAAAAUCUACUUCACUGACUCCAGUAGCAAAUGGCAAAGAAGAGACUACUUGUUCUUGAUAAUGGAAGGCACAGAUGAUGGACGCCUUCUUGAAUAUGACACAGUAACAAAAGAAGUGAAAGUCUUAAUGGUGGGACUGAGGUUUCCCAAUGGUGUCCAGCUUUCUCCUGCAGAAGACUUUGUUCUGGUGCAGGAGACAACCAUGGCUAGAAUCAGAAGGUAUUAUGUAUCUGGGCUGAUGAAAGGUGGAGCAGAUAUGUUUGUUGAGAAUAUGCCUGGUCUUCCAGAUAAUAUCAGGUUAAGCAGCUCUGGAGGAUAUUGGGUAGCUAUGUCAGCUGUCCGGCCCAAUCCUGGAUUUUCCAUGUUGGAUUUCUUGUCUGAAAAACCAUGGAUUAAAAGGAUGAUAUUUAAGUUGCUGAGUCAGGAAACUGUGACAAAGUUUGUGCCCAAGUACAGCCUUGUUGUUGAACUGAGUGAGACAGGAUCCUACAAGAGAAGCUUCCAUGAUCCCAAUGGAAUGACAGCAGCUUAUGUUAGUGAGGCACAUGAACACAAUGGAUAUCUUUACCUGGGUUCCUUCCGGUCUCCCUAUAUUUGCAUACUUGAUCUUCAGCAUGUUUAACUGUCCAUCCAUGAUAAAGUGCCACUGUCCUGUAAUACUGCAGAGGUACAAGGGAAGCAUGUGCUUGAGGCAGUGUGCAGCCAAGGACAAAAACUGAGACACAGUCUGUUAAUGUGCAGUAGCACUGCUGCCAUAGGAAAACUUAUAGCUUGCUGUACCUGUUCUCUUCCUUGGUUUGACUGCUCAUGCUUUGGAGCUGGCAUGCAUAAUUGUUAAUACCUG
This is a messenger RNA of Acanthisitta chloris (rifleman), 935 nucleotides long. It is a transcript of the gene APMAP, whose product is annotated as adipocyte plasma membrane associated protein. The annotation marks the transcript as partial. The transcript is spliced from 4 exons. Gene Ontology annotation, biological process: biosynthetic process. NCBI's taxonomy places the organism in Eukaryota, Metazoa, Chordata, Aves, Passeriformes, Acanthisittidae. Gene Ontology annotation, molecular function: strictosidine synthase activity. The record is from RefSeq and is a predicted model, not a curated record.